Molecule: messenger RNA, 1353 nt
Organism: Pleurotus ostreatus (oyster mushroom)
Lineage: Eukaryota; Fungi; Basidiomycota; Agaricomycetes; Agaricales; Pleurotaceae
Gene: CYS4
Product: cystathionine beta-synthase
Exons: 9
Coding region: 1-1353 (450 amino acids)
Cellular component (GO): cytoplasm
Molecular function (GO): cystathionine beta-synthase activity; cysteine synthase activity
Source: RefSeq, a predicted model, not a curated record
AUGUCGUGGUUGAUGCAUGAGAUCAAGAAACAAGCUCAAAUCCAUGCCGACGGCCUCGAAUUCACACGAGAUCCGUCCGCCUCAAAAGGCAACGCACUGGACAACCAGAUGGCACAAGCUUACUCUCGACCUCCAUCCUCUCCUGCUCGCACAAUGUCGCCCCAGAUUCUCGAUAACGCUCUUGGCGCCGUUGGCCAUACUCCAUUGAUUCGAUUGGACAAGAUCGCAAAGUUGAACGGUCUGAAAUGUAAUCUAUUGGGAAAGCUCGAAUACACGUCGGUCGGAGGUUCAGUCAAGGACAGGAUCGCCAAAGCGAUGGUCGAGGCCGCCGAGGCAGAAGGAAAGCUGAUACCUGGGAAGAGCGUUGUGAUAGAACCGACAUCAGGCAAUACUGGUAUCGGACUCGCGAUGGCUUGUGCCAUAAAGGGAUAUUCGGUGAUUAUUACCAUGCCUAACAAAAUGUCACUCGAGAAGGAAGCCGCGCUUCGAGCCCUUGGUGCCGAAGUCAUCCGUACCCCUACAGAAGCUGCCUGGGACUCGCCAGAGAGCCAUAUAGGUGUGGCCCAAAAACUUCAAAGGGAAAUACCUUACGGUAUCAUCUUGGAUCAAUACCGUAACGCGAACAACCCCCUGGCGCAUGAGUUGACUACUGGCCCCGAGAUAAUUGAGGCUGUCGUCUCCACCCCCUCAACCCCAGCGCAUCCUUCUUCGGGCAAGGUCGAUGUCCUGGUCGCCGGUGCCGGCACUGGCGGUACUAUCACCGGUAUCUCUCGGGCCAUCAAGAAGACACAUAACAAAGAUUGCGUCGUAGUCGGAGCUGAUCCCAGAGGAAGUAUCCUAGCCCUCCCAGCGGAGCUUAACAACGAAGAUGAAGGCUUAGCUUACGUUGUCGAAGGCAUCGGCUACGACUUCAUCCCAGACGUGUUGUCUCGGGAAGCGAACGAUAUCGAUGUGUGGAUCAAGACGUCGGACGAAGAUUCUUUCCCCGCCGUGCAGAUGAUCAUGAGGAACGAAGGCCUUUUGGUUGGCGGCAGCAGUGGUAGCUCGCUCAGCGCUGCACUUCAGUGGUUAAAGGGUGACGAAGGCAAACACGUUGCGGAGACACCAGGCAAAAACGUGGUUGUCGUACUCCCGGAUGGAAUCAGAAAUUACAUGAGCAAAUCUUGGUUCCUCAAGAUAGCGUUGGAGGCCGAGCCAACGCCAUUGGCGAAGACGAUCAAGGAUAUCUUGCAUCCAGUUGAUUCUACUCCAGGGAAGGCUCAUGCCAUCGCAGCCGAGGACUUGGGCAAAAUCCGGCCAAUGAGUCGUAGCUCCGUUCCCGAGGCUCAACGUGGCUCCGUCCCUUCGCAUUGA